UCUUGGGCGGUAGGAGAGUAUACCCCCGUUUUUCUGCCCCGAGAUAUUCAAAUUCGAUUCUCUCCACAGAGUCCUCAAACCCCUAAAAACUCCUCUCUAGGGUUUCCUUCUUACCGAUCUCACUACAUCUCCACUUUCAGGAGCGCCCAGUAACAUCACAAUCUUACUCACUUCGAUCCGGGUUGACUCACUUCCAUGGCGGAAGAUUCAGUUCCAGUUCCAGUUCCAUCAUCCACCAAUACGGCGCCGUUGGGUCACUCAGUGAUUCCUAUAGUGAACAAGCUCCAAGACAUCUUCGCACAGCUCGGAAGUCAGUCCACGAUUGAGCUGCCUCAGGUAGCUGUCGUCGGUAGUCAGAGUAGUGGAAAAUCCAGCGUUCUGGAAGCCCUUGUCGGUCGCGAUUUCUUGCCUAGGGGUUCUGAUAUCUGUACUCGGCGCCCGCUUGUUCUACAGCUUAUACAGACCAAGCGUAAGCCAGAUGGUACUGAUGACGAAUGGGGAGAGUUUUUGCACCUUCCAGGGAAGCGAUUCUUUGAUUUCAAUGAAAUUCGUAGGGAGAUUCAGGCGGAGACAGAGCGGGAAGCGGGAGUGAAUAAGGGUGUUUCAGAUAAGCAGAUACGUUUGAAGAUUUUCUCACCAAAUGUUCUUGAUAUUACUCUUGUGGAUUUGCCGGGCAUAACAAAGGUCCCUGUUGGUGACCAGCCUUCUGAUAUUGAAGCCCGAAUCAGAACUAUGAUAAUGUCUUAUAUUAAACUUCCAAGCUGCUUAAUACUAGCUGUAACACCUGCUAAUGCUGACUUAGCCAACUCAGAUGCUCUUCAGAUUGCUGGAAAUGCAGACCCGGAUGGUUAUCGGACCAUUGGAGUAAUCACAAAGUUGGACAUCAUGGAUAGGGGCACUGAUGCUCGUAACUUUUUACUUGGAAAAGUGAUACCCCUUCGUCUUGGUUAUAUUGGCGUUGUGAAUCGUAGCCAGGAGGAUAUUAGGAUGAACCGGAGUAUUAAGGAUGCACUUAUAGCUGAGGAAAAGUUCUUCCGAAGUCGUCCUGUAUAUAGUGAACUUGCUGAUCGUUGUGGUGUUCCUCAAUUGGCAAAAAAGUUGAACCAGAUUCUAGUGCAACACAUCAAGACAGUUCUUCCAGGAUUGAAAUCACGCAUUAGUGCUGCAUUGGUAUCUGUUGCAAAGGAGCAUGCCAGCUAUGGGGAGAUCACAGAGUCCAAGGCUGGUAUGGGAGCACUUCUACUGAACAUUCUUUCCAAGUACAGUGAAGCGUUCUCUUCAAUGAUUGAAGGAAAAAAUGAAGAAAUGUCAACAUCUGAGCUGUCUGGUGGAGCAAGAAUUCAUUACAUCUUCCAGAGCAUAUUUGUGAAGAGUUUGGAGGAGGUAGAUCCUUGUGAAGAUUUAACUGAUGACGACAUCCGCACUGCCAUUCAAAAUGCAACUGGUCCUAAAUCUGCUUUAUUUGUGCCAGAAGUUCCAUUUGAAGUUCUUAUCCGAAGACAGAUAGCUCGUCUGUUAGAUCCAAGUCUUCAGUGUGCACGAUUUAUUUACGACGAGCUUAUAAAAAUGAGCCAUCGGUGCAUGGUUAAUGAAUUGCAACGAUUUCCUAUUUUGAGAAAACGGAUGGAUGAGGUUAUAGGUUACUUUUUGCGGGAAGGCCUAGAACCUUCAGAGACUAUGAUUGGACACAUUAUUGAGAUGGAGAUGGAUUACAUAAACACUUCACAUCCGAAUUUUGUUGGGGGGAGUAAAGCUGUGGAGAUGGCAAUGCAGCAGGUCAAGUCCAACAGGAUUACUGCACCUGUUCCGAGGCAGAAAGAUGGAGUGGAUUUAGAGAAAGCGCCAGCAUCUGAAAGAAGUCUGAAGUCACGUGCUAUUCUUGCUAGACAUGCUAAUGGAAUUGUUCCUGAUCAGCAGGUUGCUCGGCCUGCUGCAGAAGAGAAAACGACAACAUCCGGAUCAAAUGUUAGUUCAAGCUGGGGGAUAUCAUCAAUAUUUGGUGGAUCAGACAGUCGUACGUCUGUCAAAGACAAUCCCAUUAGCAAGCCAUUCAGUGAACCUAUCCAGAGCAUGAAUCAUGCUUUCAUCCACUUGAGAGAGCCCCCAAGUGUGCUGAGGCCGUCAGAAACUCAUUCGGAUCAGGAGACUAUUGAAAUUGCUGUUACGAAACUGUUAUUAAGGUCAUAUUAUGACAUUGUCCGGAAAAACAUCGAGGACUCAAUACCUAAAGCAAUCAUGCACUUUCUGGUCAACCACACAAAACGAGAACUCCACAAUGUAUUUAUCAAGAAACUUUACAGAGACAACCUCCUUGAAGAGAUGUUGCAGGAACCUGAUGAGGUAGCCUUGAAGAGAAAGCGCACUCGUGAGACACUUCGUGUUCUUCAGCAAGCUUUCAAGACAUUGGAUGAGUUGCCACUUGAAGCUGAGUCAGUUGAAAGAGGCUACGGCAUAGGUACUGACCCAACAGGCCUACCAAAGAUUCAUGGUCUUCCAACGUCAUCCCUGUAUAAUUCCAGUGGCUCAACUGAUUCAUACACUGCUUCUCCUAAAAACCCAAGAUCACGCAAAUCAUCCCAUUCUGGUGAACUACAGUCACCAAUGUAUGCUGGUGCAGAUUCAAAUGGUGGUGGGCGUAAUUCUCUUGGUCUUUAUCCAACAGUUGAUAUGUAGGAGAUUUAUCAGAUGCUUUGGGUUGCUAGACAUUUGGAACCUCACCCCAUCUGGUGCAGUGAAGAGCCAUUCUAUAUUUGAUUUGUUCUGCCACAAUGAAGAUGUAUGACGAUUGUUUCGCUUUCCCAAUAUUCUUUAUUUCUAUUGUUCAAAUAGAAUGAUUUUGAGCUAUGCAAGGAAUAAUAAGAAGUCGUCUUCAGCAGGCUGCAGGCA
Molecule: messenger RNA, 2886 nt
Organism: Solanum stenotomum
Lineage: Eukaryota; Viridiplantae; Streptophyta; Magnoliopsida; Solanales; Solanaceae
Product: dynamin-related protein 3A-like
Exons: 20
Coding region: 196-2673 (825 amino acids)
Cellular component (GO): cytoplasm; microtubule; membrane
Molecular function (GO): GTP binding; microtubule binding; GTPase activity
Source: RefSeq, a predicted model, not a curated record